Gossypium raimondii (Peruvian cotton) is the source of this 1852-nucleotide messenger RNA. RefSeq names its product UDP-glycosyltransferase 71K1. Lineage: Eukaryota; Viridiplantae; Streptophyta; Magnoliopsida; Malvales; Malvaceae. The record is from RefSeq and is a predicted model, not a curated record. Gene Ontology annotation, molecular function: UDP-glycosyltransferase activity.
GCUAAAUGCCUCCUUUUACCAAAAACAAAAAAGUAUAUGUAAUCCAGCUUUUCAAUAUUUGUUGCCUUUAGGAAUAUUUUUUUGUUUAUCAUACUCUUAGUGGAACAUGUCCCAUAUUAAAACCUGUUUGCUGAACUACUUCCAAUAAAAUAUAGAGUACAAUAAUUGCUACAGAAGUGAAAAACAGCAGGCAUCAAACAAGCUGAGAGAUGAAGAAAGUAGAGCUCAUUUUCGUUCCAACGCCAGGAAUUGGCCACUUGGUCUCAACUGUUGAAUUCGCAAAGCUCCUGAUCGAUCACAAUGAUCGGAUUUGGGUUAUUAUUCUUUCCAUGAAGUGGUUUCCAGAUGCUGCUUUAGAUGCGUACACCAAAUCCCUCACUGCUUUGCCACCUGAUGGAAUCCAACUCAUUGACCUCCCUCGAGUGGAUCCUCCCUCCAAAGCUCCUUGGAAGUCAGCCGAAAGCAUCAUAGAUUCGUUCAUCAAGUGCUACAUCCCUCCUGUUAGAAACGCUGUCAGAGACAUUGUUUCAAUGAAAUGUAGCUCGGAUGAAACCAGAGUUGCGGGAUUAGUUCUUGAUCUCUUUUGUUCACCCAUGGUUGAUAUUGCAACUGACUUUGAUCUUCCUUCUUAUAUAUUCAUCACCUCAAAUGCAGCCUUCUUGGGUCUCAUGUAUCUACCAACUCGACAUAGCCUGAACAGCUCCGAAUUCCAAAGCUCAGAUCCUGAACAUGUGAUCCCAGGCUUUGUCAGUCCUGUCCCUACAUAUGUUCUUCCAUCGGCUGUAUUUAGCAAGGAUGGAGGUUAUGCCGCAUAUGUCAAAGUUGCUGAAAGGUUCAAGGAUGCCAAAGGUAUAAUAAUUAAUACAUUUGAAGAAGUUGAGCAUUACGCUCUUAACUGUUUCUCCAACGGCCAAAACCCUCCAGUUUAUCCAGUUGGACCAGUGAUUAACCUCAAUGGUCUGAGUUACUCAGACUCAGAUGAUAAGGUCAUGAAAUGGCUCGAUGAUCAGCCUCAAUCAUCAGUGGUGUUCCUUUGCUUCGGAAGCAUGGGAAGCUUUAAAGCACCCCAAGUGAAAGAAACAGCACUGGGGCUGGAGCAAAGUGGGUUCAGGUUCUUAUGUUCCUUGCGUGUGCAACCACCGCAAAAUGAUGCUUCAAACAUGUUACCGGAAGGGUUCCUGGAAAGGGUCCAAGGGAGAGGGAUGAUAUGCAGUUUUAUAUCUCAUUGUGGUUGGAACUCAAUCCUGGAAAGCUUGUGGUUCGGUUUACCAAUUGUAACAUGGCCUCUGUAUGCUGAACAACAGCUCAAUGCAUACAAGAUGGUGAAGGAAUUAGGAUUAGCAGUGGAGAUGAGGUUGAACUAUAGGAAAGAUAGUGAUGAAGUGGUGAUGGCGGAUGAGAUAGAGAAAGCUGUGGGGAUGGUAAUGGAUGGUGGAAGUGAAAUGAGAAAGAAAGUGAAGGAAAUGGGUGAGAUAGCAAGGAAGAGUGUUAUGGAAGGUGGAACUUCAUUCAAUUCUAUUGGAAAACUGAUAGAGAACAUGAUAGGCAACAACUGAUAUGGAAUCAUAGCUGGUGUCAUUGAUACUGUUAAUUUAUUUGUACAACUGACAUGGUAUCACUGCUCCAUUUUUCCUUGUAAUAAAACAAGAAUGAACGAAGUCUUUUUGUUUACCUUGCUUUUCUUUCUUUUUUAUUUUUCACUUUCUUUUAAUCCAAAUGUAAAGUUUAGUGAAACAGUGCAGGAAUAAGUGAGCAUCAGAGUUAUGAUGUCCUUUAGUUAGUCUCUGGACUCUGGUGAUUAAUAUCCAUUAGGUUGUAUUUUACCUUUGUGAAAUAUAGAUUGAUUUAAGCA